This is a messenger RNA of Knipowitschia caucasica, 3237 nucleotides long. NCBI's taxonomy places the organism in Eukaryota, Metazoa, Chordata, Actinopteri, Gobiiformes, Gobiidae. The record is from the annotation of a GenBank genome assembly.
AUGACCAGCAACUCCCAGGUUUUCUUCCAACCGUCCCACCUUUUCCUAACGCUGGGCUUACAAACGGAGGCGACCCCCCUCCUACGGCUGGAAGGCCGCAGGGCGCACGUUAAGGUGCUGAAUACCACUGGGGAUGCCAUCCUCAUACUGCGGGGCACCCCACUGGGCUGGCUGAUCGACACUACGUUCCACGAUUUCGACCUACGCCUCCCGGUCGAUCUCACUCUUCACGGUACCCGGCCCCAAAUCCCCAAAUCCAGCGACGUGUAUAGAGUCGACCUGACUAACCAGUCGGAGAUGGUCCUACAGACCAUCUCAGUCAUAGACUCGGGGGUCGACACCUUCCCCACCCGAGAGGUUCACGAGCCAACGCAAGAACCCACCGCCUGCCCCUCCUUCGAGGAGGAGCUGGACAAAACCGUGGCGUUAGCGGAUGCCAUCAAUACUGACGAAGAAAGAGCUAAACUCCGCCGGGUGCUGACGAAAUACAAAUCCUCUUUCGCCACAGACGCAACGGACUGCGGCCUGACCAACAUUCACACAGUCCGCAUCCCGUCUAAACCCAACGCCCCGCCGACCUACGUCCGCCAAUACAAAAUUCCCUUGGCAUCGUAUAAACCGGUGCAGGGCAUUAUAGACGACCUCCUCGUAAAAGGGGUCAUAAGACCCUGCAACAGCACCUACUCCGCCCCUAUAUGGCCGGUGCUCAAGCCCAACGGCAAGUGGCGACUGACUGUCGACUACCGCCGCCUCAACUCGCAAAUUCCCCUGUCCAGAUGGCCAAUGACCCAACUGGGCCAGGACCUACCAAAAGUUAGGGACGCAAAGUUCUUCUCCACGCUCGAUAUCGCUUCAGGCUUCUGGACGAUACCGGUACACCCACAAGACCAACACAAAUUGGCCUUCAGCUUCGCCAACAAGCAGUACACUUUCACACGCUGCCCUUUCGGACUCUCGAACUCGCCGGCAGAGUUCAACAUCUUCCUAAACAAGGCCUGCCCGGAUGCGGCCAGCAGGGGCACCUUAAUCUACGUGGAUGACGUCCUCUUGAGGACCACCUCCUUCGAGGAACACCUGGUGGAAAUCGACCACGUCCUGAAUCAACUAACUUCGGCUGGGGCGAAGGUGUCGCUACGUAAAUGCCAAUGGUGCCGCACCAAGGUAAACUAUGUAGGCCUCCUAGUCGGACCAGAGGGCGUGGAACCGCAAGCCGACAGGACCCAAGGCCUGGCGAACCUGAAGACGCCCACAAACAUCUCGGAACUACGCAGCUUGCUAGGAGUGUGCAACUACUCCCGCCAGUUUGUGGAACACUACGCCGAAAUAGCGAAACCUCUGACGAACCUCCUAAAAAAGGACACCCCGUUCGUCUGGGAAGACAGCCAUGACGAGGCCAUGAAGGCCCUGCUCGACCGAUUGAGAAAAGCCCCGUGCCUGGUGUACCCGAACCCGAACAAACCAUUCUUCUUGGAAAUCGGGUUCUCCGAGCACAGCCUCAGCGCGGGCCUAUACCAAACUCACGACUCCGACAAAAGAAUCAUCGCCUACGCCAGCAAGACAAUGGCCGCACCCGAGACAAAAUACUCUGACUGCGAAAAAUCCCUACUGGCCACCGUCUGGGCGGUGAGACACUUCUCGAACUACAUUGGCAACCAAACAGUGGUCGUCAAUACGAACCACCAACCGGUGACAUUCCUCGCCAGCCAAAGGCUCAGAGACGGAAUCGUCACGAACGCCAGGGUAGCCACCUGGCUGAUGGCACUACAAAGCUUCGAUCUCCAGGUGUCAUACGCACAAAAACACAGGUCGUACCUCGGGAUGGGACUGGCCGAAUGCCAAGACUGCAUCGUGGAUACACCAGCCGGGACCAAGGUGGAACUGCUACCCACCCCACUCGAGCCACAACAACACUGUUACUUCGACCAGAAUCUAUGUGACGGCCUACCAACUGCAUACGUGGACGGCUGCUCGUUCCACCACGAAACCAUCAAACGCGCCGGUGUCGGCAUCGUGUGGAAGGGCGACGAGCCCGCUGCCCCACAGAAAUUCCUCCUGGGGCCCCAAACUUCACAAUAUGCGGAAAUCGCCGCAAUACUAAUCUUGCUACAACACGCCGUGUUAUACGGAAUCAACACCAUGGUGAUCUGCACAGACUCUAACUACGCCCGACUCAGCUUCUCCUGCCACCUGCCCCUGUGGAAGAAAAAUGACUACGUCACCUCCAGCAAAAAGCCAGUCAAACACAAACUAUUGUUUAUGUCCUGCGAUAAGAUAGUCACGGACCGCAACAUGCAGAUCUACUGGAAAAAGGUCCGGGGCCACUCACGGGAGCCUGGCAUGGACAAAGAGCUGAACGACAUGGCCGACAGCCUGGCCAAACAAGGCGCCGUGAACGGCGCAGAGUGGCAUUUCCAGGAGCAAUUACCUGAGACACCCGCCCAAGAGCAACCCGCCCCCGCAGUAUGUGCGGUCACGAGGGUUAACGCGCUCACAAAGCAGCCAACUCCGGAUGUCACGCCCGCACACACGACCCCCACCUUCGACAGGUCCGACCUGAUCGACUGGGUGGGCCCCUUAACGAAGUCUACCCGAGGCAACAAAUACAUCCUCAUGGUCACCUGCGCAUUCACCAAAUGGGUCGAAGGCUUACCAGCCCCAAACGACACAGCGCAAACGACGGCCUGCCUACUGAUGAACCAUGUGUUCUCACGAUACGGACUACCGUGCCGAGUUAACUCGGAUCGUGGCACGCACUUCACCGGGGAAGCCAUGACCCACCUGUGGGAAGCACUUGGUGUUCGGGCCUCCCUUCACGUGAGCCACCACCCCAUGAGCUCGGGGCAGCCAGGCGAAGCGAAUAUCGCCACGGCCUACACCACGCAUCACUACAUGACCGAUCUGCAGGACCACCUGAAACAGACAUUCGCGUUCGCUCAACAGAAACUGGGAAACAGCGCCGAAGGACGGAAGGCCUAUUACGAUCAAAAGGCGUCCCACGACGAGCUCCAGGUCGGAGACCAGGACACGUACCUCUGCUCCUCGAAAAGUCUGCGUCUGACCAGACACAAGAGAAAACAUUACCCACAGUCUGUAUCACAAGGAGACAUUAGGACAGAUGGAGGACGGAGGAUGGAGCAGCGUCUGAGCUCCGAGCACCUGUGGAGGCUCCUCUGCAGCUGCACUCUGAGCGCUGUCAUCGCUGAGAGACCAUCACUGAGGAACACAGAGCAGAUAUGA